Messenger RNA from Leptopilina heterotoma, 5284 nucleotides. Its product is annotated as guanine nucleotide exchange factor DBS-like. Gene Ontology annotation, biological process: intracellular signal transduction. Gene Ontology annotation, cellular component: cytoplasm. The transcript is spliced from 16 exons. The record is from RefSeq and is a predicted model, not a curated record. Gene Ontology annotation, molecular function: protein binding; guanyl-nucleotide exchange factor activity. NCBI's taxonomy places the organism in Eukaryota, Metazoa, Arthropoda, Insecta, Hymenoptera, Figitidae. The coding region runs from base 297 to 3443 and encodes 1048 amino acids.
UCGCUCGCGCCUCGACUUCUGUCAAACUUACAGCAAGAAUAGUAUCACUAACACGGGAGCAGAAAACGAGACGUUCUGCGAGUUUCUCUCACACACGAUGAAUAUAUUUUUAUCGAUUAAAUGAGUGUUAAUACUCAGGUGAUACGUUCAUGUCAAAAUUGACAUUUUUCUCCUGACAUUAUCGCGAAUAACAUUUCAGUGAAUAAACUUAAUAGAAGUGUCAAAAAAAUAGUGAAAUUUCUCAUUCCCUAAAAAAAAACUGUGUGCCGGCAUUUAUAAAUGCAUCAUUUCAAAACAUGAUUCUACGACAAAAAUCCUCGCACAAUUGUAAUUGUCCCUGUCAUCAUCACUGCAAAACUGGCUGUCCAGAAGAUGUUGAGAGCAUGACCGGUGAGAUAGAAAAUGGGGAUCUAGCUGUUAGAGACGUUGCAGAUAUCCUCCAACCGCAAUAUGCUAUCAUUACUGGUGGCAAAACGAGGGAGGGAUGUCCAUUAGUCACGUUUCCCGAUCAUGGCAAUUUUCACAAUCUCACAGACUUGGACUAUCAACGUCUCAUGCUGUAUCUCACAUCAGUACCAACUCUACAAGAGGCGGACUUAGGAUUUCAUCUAAUAAUUGAUCGUAGAAAUGACAAAUGGAAUUCCGUAAAAACGGUCCUUUUGAAAAUUUCCGCUUUCUUUCCUGGAUUAGUGCAUGUCGCUUAUGUUUUGCGACCGGCGGGUUUCCUCCAGAAAGCAAUUUCAGAAGUGUCGAAUAAAUUAUUCCGAGAGGAUUUUAAAUUUCGAGUUAUUGUUCUCGCGAAUAUUGUUGAACUUUACGACUUUGUUGAUAAGGAUCAAUUAACUGAGGAACUUGGAGGCGACCUGCCCUAUUGUCAUCACACAUGGAUUCAAAAUCGAAUUAAUUUAGAGAAAUUUUCCUCAAUGACCCAAGAUGUCUCACUUGCACUUGAUUCUUUCACUCGGCGUUUGGCGGAAGUUGAAUUUCCCAACAAUACAAUUGCAACCACGACUCUAUUAAAUCAACAGCAAAUAGAAUAUAAUGAAUUAAAGGAAGAAAUUGUAGCGGCCGCUCGACAUGGUGAAGCUUUACUGGACAGUAUUCGUCAACUAACUGGAAAAGGGACUGUUGAUCGAUUAGGAAACGUAGCUGCGAUUGAGAGGCUAUUGGUCCAGUUGGAGGAAACCGAGAGGACUUUCGACUUAUUUUGGUCUCAUCACAGUUCGCGAUUAAGGCAUUGCUUGGCUCUUCGGCAAUUCGAGCAGGAUUUCAGGGAACUGCAGGCAAAUUUGGAUCAGCAUUUAAAAACCAUUGAAGAUAUGACGGAGGUCGGGGAAACUCAGGCAAGAGUUGAUCAACUGCUGCGGGAUACUUCUACUUUUCAAAGAAUAUGCAGGGGAGACAUAGAUCGAGCAGAAGAAGUCAUCACCGCUGGUCAGCAAUUACUUUCAGGAAGACAUCAGUGUCCUGCAGAAGUUGUCGAACCAAAAUGCGCGGAACUUCAAAGGGUGUGCACUAUUUUGAGUCAAAGAUUAGAAAGGCGACUCGUUACUUUGACAAAAUGUCGAGAGCUUAUGGAAAGGAUCGAUAAGGCGAAUACUUGGUGUACGAAAGGAAUAGAAUUGCUAGCAGCCCAAAAUAGUUUGACACCAGCGGAUCAAGCUCUUCAGGAACUUCAACAAUUAAUAGAAGCAGCGGAAGAAUUUCACCAUCCGCGAUGCAUUUUUCAGGAUUCUAUUAUGCCAGAAACUAAAGCUCUUGUCACUCAGGUUUUGCAACGAAUAGAAGAUGUGUCAAUGAUGUGCGACAAGAGGAUAAUGGCAUUGAAACAGCAGCUAAUGAAACCAGCGAGACCAGUGCAAACAGUGACACCAGAACCAGCAAAACCCCUGCAACCAGCACCACAAAUCAUCAAACCUGGUAGAAUUCUCAAAAAAGCAAACACAAUGCCAAAAAUGGAAAUGUGUCCAAUCGAGGGCGAAUCAUCAUCACCAGAAAGUGAACCCCGUGAUAUCGAAGUCUUGAAACAAAAACGAGGACACGUUCUGGCAGAACUUUUAGAAACCGAAAGAAUUUACGUAGCCGAACUUGGCUCUAUUAUUAAAGGCUACAAAAUGGAAUUGACGAACGAAGCAAUGACACAUUUAGUGCCAGCCGCAUUAAUAGGCAAGGUCGACGUCCUCUUUGGAAAUUUAGAAGAAAUUUGCAUUUUUCACGGCGAAACAUUUCUACGGGAUUUAGAGAAUUGCAUUUCAAAUACGGAACUUGUGGCAUUAUGCUUUGUACAAAGGCGAGAGGUUUUCUUCCGGCUCUAUAGUUACUAUUGUCAAAAUAUUCCACGAUCAGAGAGGUUACGUGAACAAAUACAAAAUGAACCACAAUUUCUCGUGACAUGUCAACAGAAAUUAGGUCAUAAACUUCCAUUGGCUGCUUAUCUACUAAAGCCAGUGCAACGAAUAACAAAGUAUCAACUUUUGUUAAAGGAUCUCUUAAAAUAUAGCGAUGAACAAUCAUGUUGCACUGAAUUGCAAGAGGCUUUGGAUUGUAUGCUCAUUGUAUUGAAGUGCGUUAAUGACAGUAUGCAUCAAACUGCAAUCACUGGAUUCGGGGGAGAUUUAAGUGUGCAAGGGGAAUUAUUAUUACAGGGCUCGUUUAGUGUUUGGUCUAGUAGUAAAAGAGAACGAUUACUCAGAUUAAAACCAUCGCAACGGCACAUCUUUUUAUACGAAAAAGCAAUUAUAUUUUGUAAACACAGCAAACCUCAGGCACACGACAAAGCGACCUAUCACUUUAAAAGAUAUUUAAAGAUGUCCCAGAUUGGCUUGACAGAAUCGGUGAAGGGGGACGCAAGAAGAUUUGAAAUUUGGUUACAAGGACGUGCUGAGGUUCACACUAUUCAAGCACCGAGUGUUGACGCAAAACAAUCUUGGGUACGACAAAUUAAGGGAGUUUUAAUGUCCCAAUUAGCGGAACUCAAGGGGAAGCAGUGUUCAGCUCUUGGGAAAACGAACCACAAACCACUUCGACAAACAAUUUCGUGGGAUGCUCAAAGCAAUCUUUCCGGUUCUCUACGAACAUUAUCUGUGGAUGGGAACAGUGUUAUUUCUCACAUUUCGGAUGUUUCCCAGUCGACCGAAGAGGACGUGGGUUGGAGUUCGGAAAAUAGUAAUACCGACGACGAAGAUACAUUCAGUGAAAAUCCCGGACCCGCACCUGGCGGAAGAUACGUGGCUCUGGCUGAUUACUGUGCAGUUGGUCAAUCGGAAGUAACGAUGCGCGAAGGUGAUCACUUGGAAUUGUUAAAGGUUGGCUGUGCAGGCUGGUGGUUCGUUAAAUUAAUCGGAUCCGGAAUCGAAGGUUGGGCACCCGCGGCAUAUUUGGAGCCAAUCAGCCGGAAAACGUCUCGUAGUUCGCAAUCUGUAAAUAGUCAAGAUCCCAUAUGAAACAGGCGACUGACACACUAGGUUUAUCCUGGUGUGUUGGAUAAACGCAUUAACUACGAUUAAAUUCAGACAAAAAUUUGUAAAUUUCAAAAAUUCAUAUUUCAUUAAUUUCAUUAAAAUGAAAUAUAACAGAAACAAUACUGGAUGAAUGUACAAUUUGAUACGAAUUUCAGUAACAUCAGAAAUGUGAUAAAGUUUCUUCUGAAAAGAUGAUCGUUUGAAAAAUGUGAGCCAGAAGUUCUGAACGUUUAAAUGAAGGGAAUAUUUUUCAGAAAUUAUUGAUGCGUUUUGAUUCCGAAUUCAGGGUUGUCAUAGGUCAGGGAAAUCAGGGAAAAGUCAGGGAUUUUUAGUAAAAGUACUGGAAAAAAAUUAAAUUAAAAUUUUGUUUCUUCAUCCGAAGUAAAACAUAAUAUCGCGUUGAAUUAGAACAAAAAUUCAAAUUAAUUUGUUUCGAUCCAGAAAACGAAACUAAUGUGGAAAUAAAUAAAUUUCGUUCAUUUGAACGUUGAGAACUUUAGGGACGAAAGUUAGUAUAAAAAGAAUGAACAGAAGUAAAUUUUUAUAAAGAUGCAGUGUGUUCUCGUACAGAUAUAAAGGACAAUUUUAAAAAAACCUGAUUAAAAUUUCCAACGGCGUUUACAAAUGAAAUAGGAAAAUAUACAAAAAAUUCAAAAGGUUUGAAAAAUAAACCAAUCGGCAUGAAAAGAAAUCAGGGUUGAAUUUUCAAAUUAGAAAGAAAAGAUGUCAUACAACUGCCAUAUUGAUGUACAAUGGAAAUUUGCAAAUGUCGAUUUUUUUCUAGAUAUUUAUAUUGGAAAAUUAAAGAUCAGUUUUGAUGGCCCAACCGACUUUAUCGGAUUUACAGAAUCGUUUAUUCAAUGUAAAAAAAAACGAUUUCGAUAAUUGUUAACAAUAACCGUAAAUUACCAAGGGAAUUUUUCAAAGCAUAAAAUGCUCGCAUUUUAGUCACAAAGUGAAACAAGCAGGCCCAAUUCGGGUAAUUUUGUGUUUCAAGUAAAAAAAGAACACUUUUACCUGAAUUAUAAAUAUAAUACCAAAUAUUUGGCACUUAUUUGUAUAUAAUAAUAGUUAAACUUAAAACUAUAAGAAGCGCCCAGUGCACGGCUGGUUUUAUUACAAUUGUUAAGGGGGAAAACAACAAUUUUUCUGAGUACCAAAUCUACUAGUUAUCGCAAAAAACAGUGCCGGUAUCCAUAGGUCUCGAAAGACCAUAAGAUACUAGAAUUUGUUAAAUAUAAGAAAUCUCAUAUAACUGAACACUAUUGUUUAAAACUGAGAUGUGCAAUAUUGUAGAGAAUAUGGAGUAUCAAAAAAAAAAAUAUUGUACUUAGGACCAACUUGAAUUAAGCAAAAAAUGCAAAGGUAUGUGAUAUAUUUAAUAUGGUGAGAAAAAUAUUUAAGAAGGAUAAUUGCGAGUUUGAUUACUUUUGCAAAUUUUGUUGAAUUCAAGUAAUAAAUAAUAUUCCAUUUUAUACUUGAUCGUAAUGACAGUAGAAAGAUAGAAUUGCAAAAAAUAUUUGUUUUUAGGUUCAAAGAAAUUAUGUAAUUAUCAACUGAUAUUUUUUCAAUAAUUAUAAAAUUCUUUAGUAAAAAAAUUUAUUUCUUUAGAAAAAUUUUUUAAAAAGUUAUUAAAUUAUUAUUUGGAAAUUUAGAUUUUCAAGAAUUUAAGGGGGGAGGGUAAACCGAUUUUAUUAACUAUACAAAGAAAAUAUUUCAAAUAUUUUUAUUUCCUUAUGGUUAGAAAAUAUUUUCACACCUUUUGAAUUUUUAUUUUUCCCAAAAAGUAAAAAUUCAUCAAUUUUAAAAUCCAUGCGUAAUUU